Molecule: messenger RNA, 4345 nt
Organism: Paralichthys olivaceus (Japanese flounder)
Lineage: Eukaryota; Metazoa; Chordata; Actinopteri; Pleuronectiformes; Paralichthyidae
Product: E3 ubiquitin/ISG15 ligase TRIM25-like
Molecular function (GO): protein binding
Source: RefSeq, a predicted model, not a curated record
GUCAGACAGCACUGAGGGCAGCGUGGGGAGGGACGCUGACACGGCGGAAGGGCUGUUCCUGUUUUUGUGGACUCCUCCCUCCGCUCCACACCCAGCAGCUGGAUCCUCUCCGGGCGGACGGAGGUCACGGAGCCCGGCGGAGGAGGAGGAGGACAUGGCCCGGGCCAACAUCUCGGUGACGGAGAGUCAGUUCCGGUGCCCCAUCUGCCUGGAGCUGCUGACGGACCCGGUGUCCAUCCCCUGCGGACACACCUACUGCAUGGACUGCGUCAACAGCUACUGGGACCAGGCGGAGGCGGCCCAGCUCAGCUGCCCUCAGUGCCGGGAGACGUUCAGCCCUCGGCCGGUGCUCCGGAGGAACACGGUGCUCGCCGAGGUGGUCGACAAACUCAAGCUGAGCGAGAUGGUGGUGGCGCCGCAGCUCUACCUGCUGGGGGUCGGGGAGGUGCCGUGCGACUUCUGCCCCGCGGAGGGGAGGCUGCGGGCGGUCAAGUCGUGCCUGGUGUGCCUGGCGUCCUUCUGCGAGCUCCACGUCCUGCCGCACCGGGAGGUCGGCACCCUGCGGCGGCACAAGCUGGUGGCGGCGGUGGAGUGUCCGGCGGAGCGGCUGUGCGCUCAGCACCGGCUCGGCCUGGAGCCCGCGGGCAGCGGCACCGAGGCCGCGGUGGAGUGGAGCGGGGACUGUCUGCUGUGUGAGGCCGAUCAGGAGGAGCUGCACGGGGCGGACGCUCAGAGAACCAGGAGACAGCUCCAGCUCCAGGAGUCUCAGCGGAUGUUUCAGGGGAGGAUUCGGAUCGGAGAGCGAGAGAUAGAAGAGUUUCGACAGAGCUUAGAGUCCCUGAAGGUGUCAGCGUCGGCUGUUCUGGAGGACAGUGAAGCUCUGUUUGCUGACAUGUCCGUUCGUCUGGAGAAAACCAAGGCAGAGGUUCGAGCGAGGCUGGAGGCGAAGGAGCGAGCGGUGGUGGGGAGGGCCGAGCGCGACAUCGAGAUGCUGGAGAAAGACGUGGAGGAGCUGAGGAGGAGAGACGAAGAGAUCAGUCAGCUGCUGCAAACUGACAACAACACACACUUCUUGCAGGUGGCUCCUCUGCUGUGCGUCCCGCUCGCCUCUGGUCGGCACUCCAGAGCCCCCAGCUUGCCCACAGAGGCCUUCAGCGGCGCCAGGAGAGCGCUGUGCCACUUCCGCAGCCGAAUGGAGGAGGUCUGCAGGGAGGAGGUGGACAAAAUCAGCCGUGCAGUCAAUGAGAACUACAUGUCUGGUGGAGAGUGUGUAAAAGGUGGCAGAAAUCAGUGUGCGGAGAACACCGAACCUCAGCAAAUGCAGCUGCCUGCAGGUCAACAUGCUACCACAAGGGCAGUGCCCGUGUCAUUCCCUCUGUCCUCUUUGUCUCUGCAGCCGGCUGAUCAGAGGAUGAGGACAGCUUUCCUCAGGUUUUCGUGUCGUCUGUCGUUGGACCCAGACACAGCCCACCCCACUCUGAUUCUCCUGGAGGGGCCCCAGGGUGCCCACUGUGGCGAGGAGCCCCAGUCCUACCCCCCUCACCCACAGCGCUUCGAUUCAGUGGCUCAGGUCCUGUGCAGGGAAGGCCAGUUCGGUGGUGCCAGUUACUGGGAGGUGGAGUGGAGGGGCGGGGGAUGGAUCGACAUCGGCGUCACUUAUCGAGGUAUUGGACGUAAAGGUGGCGGAAAGCCCUGCCUCUUAGGGCGCAAUGAGAACUCCUGGCGGCUGAGGUGCACACACGCAGGAUAUGCCGCCUGGCAUGACAACCGUAAGACCACAGUGGCUGCGCCACCCUGCCCCAGGAUCGGCGUGUUCCUGGAACGCCAGAAAGGAGUGUUAUCCUUCUACAGCGUGUCGGACACAGUGGUGCUUCUGUACACAUUUCGUUGCCUGUUCUCACAGCCGCUGUACCCGGCCUUCCGUCUGGACCUGGACUCCACACUGCUCAUCUGCCCUCAUGAGAGAGGCAACGGAAACACAACCUAACCCCCCGCCUCAUUCAGGACCCUUCAUUUACAGUACCUCCUGCAGAAAAGGGCUGUUCACUCUGCUUAUGGAUAUUACUAAAACGCGAGGGUUGCUGGUGAAGUGGUAACAACAUCAGGAAGAAGUAUCACAGUCAGGAAUCAGACAACUUUCAUUUUCAUUUGUGUGACUUGUGGCAAAGACAGAUUUUUCUUCGUGUUUUUUUGUUGUAAAUUGCCUUCGAUUGCAAAAUAUUCUGUUGGAUGAAUCGGGCUGAGCUGUCCAGUGAACACUGUAGCAGAUAUUUUUUUACAAUAUGCCUUUGUCACAUCGUACAUCAUGACCUGUCCUCGGAAUUACUUAACUUACAAAGGCUCAUUUUAUUAAGGUGUCAUGGAAGUGUGACAUUAGCUGUGUCCCAUUUCGAAAACUCCAAAUAUGGACGAUAAGUGCGUCCCACCAAUCCCAAACGAUAAGGGAUCCAAUGAGGGGAUCCUUCUAGGUUCAGUCUAUCCAAGCAGUCAUCGCACAAGCUAAAUAUGCUGGUGGCUAAACCGCAGUAAGUGCAGGAGCGCGAGCUAACGAUGCAAGCGUAAGAGUGAGACAAGCUCAUAAUGCAAAUAGGGAACUAGACCAUCUAAUCUUGGUUCGGCCUUCGUGGUCUAUUUGGUCCACAAAGGAAGGAUGUGGCUGCUGAAUUGGGACAUAGCUAGUGAGCAAAUAGGUGAGAUAUCUGAACUGAAACUGAAACACCUUAAUCGUAAACCAGCCAUCAUCUGUUUUACUGUUACUUCCUUUCUUAUCCAAAUGUGACAUCACCUGUGUAAGAGGCCUGAUGCAUCACAUCCACUUCAGUGGUUUACUACUAAAAAGUAUUCACCCCCCUAUUUGUUUUUACAUUGUUUUGUCAUGGUGGUAAAAGAAAUGAUCUGUAUUUAUGGAAACUGUUUUCUAUCAUAACAUGGAUGUUCUUUAUUUAACUCAGUAAAAUGACCUCAUUCGGUUUUCAUAUGGAAAAUGAAAAGUGGCCUCUGCUUCAGAUAAUAGAAAAAUGUAAUGUCAUAUAAGUAAUUUAUUAUUUUGAAGAUAUGCUCAUUCAGUCCAGAUGUUUAGAUUGAUCAUGUAAGUAAGCUACAACUAGCAGGUGGUUAGCUCGUUAGAAUGUGCUCGCCUAGCCCAAAAAGUAAAAUCACAGCUUCUUGUUGUUACACUUGACAGUGACGUGUUAAUAAGUUUAAUUUACAGGAGCUCGCAGCAGGUUCAAUAUAUCCCGUCAUUAUGCUAAGCAACGCUAAGAUAAGCUAAUGGUGGCUUCAGUUUUACAGUGGAAUCUUGAGAAUGGUGUAGAUCUUUUUUUAUGUAAAACUAGGAACCGAAGAAGCAUAAAAACCAAAUUGUUCCUUUCGAGGCACCUUUACAUCGCAGGUCUUCAUUCUGUAUUUUCUUACAGCAAGUAGCUAAUGCUGGUGCAACAGAAGCCAUUAAGCUUUUGACCACAAAUUUGACUUAUGGCGAAUUAUUAUAAUUUAGAAUUGGGGAAUGGGGGAAUUUCCAAUCCUGUCACCUUUAAAUCUCGUAUCCAGUCACAUUUGAUUUGUUCUCAUCUCAUAUUCGUUCAGUCGAGGUUAAAUUUGGGGAAAUAAGUGACGUACUGCAAAUUGAAUCAAGAGAACAUCAGGUGGGUUUUAAACGUCAGGAAACAUAUCAGACCAAGAACUUGAACAAAUACUGUUUCUUUGAAUGUAACAUCACAACAGAGCAAAUUAUAACUUGAGCGCAAGACUGAGCUUGUCGUCUGUCUGAACGGACGUCAUGUCCUCUGGCCACUGCAGCUUUUCUUGUGUUUCUCAUCAGACCUUUCUUUUUGAAUCUGUUCCAGAGGAUUGUGAUGAUUUGACCGAGCACUGUGUGAGGCUUUUAUGUCAGGAAUUAUAAAAACAAAACACACACGAUUGUUACGUAUAACCUAUUAACUUUAUAUGCAUUUAUUAAAGGCAUGUUCAGCAACAGACUAAAAUCAUAUACAGAAAACCUACUGUAUUACACAUGUUACUACAGGAAAUGUCCAAAUGUAUUGUAGCAAUGCUACACGAGUACGUGUAGAGAAUUCUGUUCAUGAAUUUGCCGACCUCAUUAUAUCUGGCAGGUAAAGAAAGUUGUUUUUUUUUGCCAUGAAGUGCAUUAUUCCACAAGCUGAAUGACUGUAACAUUAACUGAGGUGUGUACGAUAUAACUUUAUCUCCUUGUAGCAUUUUCACCUGUUUCCUCACUGUGCUGUUGUUCUUUAACGUGACUGUAAAACAUGUUGGAUUCUUCUGAGUGUCGCUUUUUCCAAGAUGAGUUCAUUCAAUAGUAGCAAUAAACCGAUCCAGGUCUGAA